UUUUGUUAAUUAAUCUGUGAUGUGCUUCAGGUGCGAUUCUGGGCCGCUCGGAGACACAGGAGUGUGUGUAUUAUAAUGUGAGCUGGGAGAAGGACGGAACAAACAGGAGCGGCACGGAGUCAUGUUAUGGAGAAAAGGACAAGCGGCGACACUGUUUCUCCACCUGGAAGAACCGCUCGGGGACCAUCGAGAUGGUCAAGCAGGGCUGCUGGCUGGACGAUGUCAACUGCUACGACAGCAGUGAGUGUGUGGAGCGCAAAGAGAAUAUUGAUGUCUUCUUCUGCUGCUGCGAGGGAAACUUGUGCAACCAGAAGUUUCACUACAAUCCAGAGACGGUUGAGCCCACGUUGAACCCCGUCCCCCCGAAGCCGGACUUGUUUCCCACGCUGCUCUACUCUCUGCUGCCCAUCAUGGCGGUCGCCGUAAUUCUCUUCAUCUCCUUCUGGAUGUACCGUCACCUGAAGUUGACGUACCCGCCGCUGCUCGUGCCGUCACAGGAUCCAGGUCUGACUCCUCCGUCUCCUCUGCUGGGUCAGAAGCCUCUGCAGCUGCUGGAGCUGAAGGCCAGAGGACGCUUCGGCUGCGUGUGGAAAGCUCAGCUGCUCAGUGAAGCCGUGGCGGUCAAGAUCUUCCCUGUCCAGAAUAAGCAGUCCUGGCAGAAUGAAUAUGAGAUUUAUAAUGCGAGCGGAAUGAAACAUGAAAACCUCCUUCACUUCAUCGGAGCAGAAAAACGUGGAAAUGGAGUUGACAUAGAGCUGUGGCUGAUCACAACCUACCAUGAGAAGGGUUCACUGACAGAUUUCCUGAAGGCGAAUGUGUUGUCGUGGAAUGAGCUGUGUCUGAUCGCGCAGACGUUUGUGCGCGGUUUGGCUUAUUUACACGAGGACAUUCCCAACCUGAAGGAUGGACACAAGCCUGCUAUAGCACACAGAGACAUCAAGAGUAAGAAUGUGCUGCUGAAGAGUGAUCUAACCGCCUGCAUCGCUGACUUUGGCCUGGCGCUCAAGUUUGAAGCAGGAAAAUCAACAGGUGACACACACGGACAGGUUGGCACGCGGCGCUACAUGGCUCCAGAGGUGCUGGAAGGAGCGAUCAGUUUCCAGCGGGACGCUUUUCUGAGAAUCGACAUGUACGCGGCCGGUCUGGUGCUGUGGGAGCUGGCCACACGCUGCACAGCGGCUGACGGCCCAGUAGAUGAGUUCUGUCUGCCGUUUGAGGAGGAGGCUGGUCUUCAUCCGUCUCUGGAGGACAUGCAGGAUGUCGUAGUACACAAGAAACUGCGACCAAUAUUCAGAGAACACUGGCUCAAACACACGGGUCUGUCUCUGCUCUGCGAGACGAUGGAGGAAUGCUGGGAUCACGAGGCGGAGGCGCGUCUCUCUGCCGGAUGUGUGGAGGAGCGAAUCAUCUCCAUGCAGCGCAGCACCAGCAUCAUCAGCCCUGACGACAUCCUCUCCGUCGUCACGAUGGUAACCAACCUGGACUUCCCGCCUAAAGAGUCCAGCCUAUGAUGAUGCUGCUGCUCUCGGCCAAUCCCAACACAGGAAAACAAACAAACUCGAAACAGAACCGCUGUCCAAAAACGAGGAGAAGGAACUCAGCGUGGACGCCGUCUCUUAUGCAUAAAGGAAAAGACUUGUGUUUUAUAACCGCAGUGAUUUUAGCAUAUGUACAAAAGGGCAAGGACUGCGUUCGCUUGUUGGCUUCUGCGAAUCAUUACAGUCACGCCAACACGAGACACUUGUGAAUGUCUGCUGCAAAUCACACACGGAGUCUGGAGGAGAUAUGCUGAAAUAACCAUAGACCUCCCUCAACAGGUAUAUACCUCAUUUUGAUUUAUCCUGCUUUUAUUCUUUGAGCAGCCGCUGUGGAGGAGAGCAGCUGUAACACACACACCGUAGUGUUUCUGCCUUCACAUUUCAUCAUCAUCAGAGUCUCCUGAAGGGGUCAAUCAUGAGGAAUCAAAGCUUGCUAUACACACACACACACACACACACACCAGGGUCCAACAUCAGCUUCUGCCUGUCUUAGGGAUGCGCUGGUAGAAACUGCAUCCUCAUCAUCUACUCUGCACUUCAGGUGGACACGCUCAGAACGCUUAUUCAGAAGAUGUGGGACGCUCAUGAUGUCAAACACUAAGCACCAGCAGAAAUCUUGGAGUGUGUGUGUGUGUGUGUGUGUGUGUGUGUGAAUGAGUGUGUUUGAGUGAGUGAGUUUGCCUGUGCUGUUCCUCAGAGCCUGCAGGGUCUCAAACUCAAUUCCUGGAGGGCCGCAGCUCUGCAAUGUUGCUCCAACCCUGAUCACACACAGCUGAUCUGACUUCUCAAGCUGUUCAUGACUCUUUUGAACACCUCCAUUAUUUGGAUCAGAUGUGUUUGAUAGGGUUGGAGCUGCGGCCCUCCAGGAAUUGAGACCUAUGCUGCGGAUCAGCGGUGUCCUGCUGAGGUUAGCUCCAGUUUGUUUCAACACACCUGCACUGAGGUUUCUAGUGCAUCUAGAAAGAGCUUGAUUAGCUGCUUCAGGUGUGUUUGAUUAGGGUUGGAGCUAAACUCUUCAGGACACCGGCCCUCCAGGACUGAGUGUGGACACCGCUGCUGAAGAUGAUACCAACAAGAUUCAAUCUGGACCUCAACUAUUCUAUGCAGAUGUGUGUAUUCAUCCAUUAUGGUGCAACACGUGACCCUGGACCACAAAACCAGUCUUUCAUUUUAUUAUUAUUGUUAUUUUUUAAAGGAUUAUACGUUGAUGAACAGCUGAUUUGUUUAGCUUUCCAAUGAGGUUUGCUUGUUAGGAUUGACCAAUAUUUGGUUGAGAUGCAACCAGUGCUUAAUUUGAGGAGGAUCUUGUUCUGGAUGAAGGCCAGAUAUUUGUAUUUUGCGUUUCGUUAUUUAUUUUUUAAUGGAUCCGGCAUUAACUUUUGCGUGGUGAACACCUACUGCAUGUGUGUGUGUGUGUGUGUGUGUGUGUGUGAGAGAGAGAAGGCUGUGCGGAUUGUGUGUGUGUGCGCUCAUACAUGUAUGACGGUAGUCACGAUACGCAAGUUAAAGCACAACUAUUGCCAAUAUUUUCAGCCAAUCAGCUUUCAUUUGUUUACAAUCCCUCUUAUUGGUUGGUGAUUGUUGUUUCAUGCGCAGUGAGCAGCGAAAAUAAAUACUAACAUAGUGGUCUACAUAAAUAAUAUCUGUAUUUUUAAAAUGGCAAAGAGGCAGUCAUGCAUUUCAUUUUUUUAAAACCAUAAAUAAAUCAGACCAAAGAGAUCAGGUGAAGAUGAAACUGAACGGAUAGAUCAGGACAGCAGGAGACAGAAGCAAAACUCUCUCAGUUCAGCCAGAAACCAUGACAGAAGAGCUCAUUUCAUUAUUUGUGUUUCACUUGGCACAUAAUAGUGAACUGAAUAGCAAUUGUUCAAACCAUUUAUGUUUGUAGCUGCAUGUUUGUAUUAUCCAUGACUGACCUAUAAUGUUAUAUGGCACAAAAUAAUUGAAGACAUGUGAAUUGACAUGCAUCAGAAAUGUGAUGCUUUUUUUUUUUUUUGCGCUGUCACCGUUUAAUGAUGUCAUGUUCCGGGAAAACUCAAAGUGUUUGGAGGACGUCGGUCACAGUGACCUUAUAUUCCUGUAUUUGUUCCGAGAAUUAUUCAUUUACAAAUUAAGCACUGGAUGCAAUUAUUUGAAAACCUGAAAGUUCAAAAAAUAAAUCACGUUUAGAGUAAAUAAAGUUUUUAAGAAUGCCUAUUAUUGAUCAGUUAAGCUGUAAUAUAUGGUAAAACGUUUAAUAAAUGGAGUAUGAUCUUUACUCAAAAUCCUUUUGACUUUUGUCAAAAUACAAAUCAAUAAUUUUGACCGGUACUAUGUAUUUUGGCCAAAAACAAUACACCCGUGCCACUUAAAACUGGUUUUGUGCUCCGGGGCCACAUGUGGAUUUUAGGAUAUUGCAUAAAAUACAUCACAAUCAAAGCCUCAACACGACUCAUGCACAGAUUAUGCUACAUGAAUUCUUUGAUGUGCAACUAAAAGUGAUGAGAAUGUGGCUCUGCUGAUGCUCAAUCACAGCAUCUGCCAUUGCUUUAGUGCUUCUGAAAUGCAGUUUAUUCGUUUAUUAUGGAGGAAAGCUGCAGAAACGUUCUUUUUUUUGUUAUUGCUGACCGUUUGCACCCCCUUCCCAUUAUUCAUAAUGUAUUAACUAUUAAUAUAAAUCGCAUUCUGCACUUUUGGAAGCAAACAAAGCUAACGCGACUCAACACAAACGAGUUUAGCUGCAGAAAACACUAUCAGUAACAUUUUAAAGGUGUCAUGAACUCGGAAAGCAAAAUUCCCUUCAUCAUUUCAGCUCAUACUAUUUAAAUAUAUGAAUUAAUAUUUAAUUUUAUGUAUAUAUAUAUAUAUAUAUAUAUAUAUAGAGGUUCCUCUAAAACCAGCUUAUAUUAAAGUCUCCCAAGAAAUCCAAACUUACCAUAUGAUUUUGUUAGCUCAGAUUGCCAGUUUUGUGGUUAACAGUUCAUCUUUCUUUCCCCGAUCUUUCUAAAUGAAAUGCCUACUUUACUACAUCCAUACAGCCCAUGGUAGAAAAAACAAGCCACGCCCACUGUUUGCUCAUUUAAAAUUCCAUUUCUCUAGGAACUGUGUCACAAUACAAAAAUGAGCAGCAAAAUAUCACAGCUUCCAGUUCAUUUAGACUUUAAAGAAAUGUUCUACUCUAUGAUGUAAUAGGGUGGAUGAGCCCCGCCCCCACAAAUGAUUGACACCCACUUAUAUUGCGAUGCUAUUUUAGCCGUUAAUAUGCAAAACUGUCAGCCAAUCGGACCAGUGGGCGUUUACUUUUACGUCUACAAUCAGCCACGCCCACUCAAACAGAGCGUUCUGAUAAUGAGCCUCAAAAACAGCACAGAAAAUAGACAAAUAAUUGUAAAUAAACAGUUUUUUUUAUUUGUAAAGUUCUUGAUAACAUGAAUAAAGAUCAAGAGAAAUACACAUUUAAAAAAAAAAAAAAAAAGUUUGAUCAUGACCCCUUUAAGUGGUAAAUUUGGCAUUUACUUUAGUCUACAAGUGGCCAUAUCCACUCAGAGCGUUAUGAUUAUGAGGCUUAAAAACAGCCUAGCGAAAAGACAAAUACUUCUAAAUAAACCAUUUAAAGUUUCUGAUAAAAUUAAUGAAGAUCAGAGAAAUACCAAAAAAAAAGGCUGAGGUAGUUCAUGACCCCUUUAAGUGGUAAGUACCGAUCAGAGCAGUGGGUGUUUACUUUUAAGUCUAGUAUCGGCCACGCCCACUAGAACAGCGUUCUGAUAAAAACAGUCAAAAACAGCACAGAAAAUAGACAAAUACUUGACAAUAAAGUUUUUUUACGAGUAAAGUUCUUAAUAACAUUAAUGGAGAUCAGAGAAAUAUAAAAAAAAACAGUAAAUUAUGACCCCUUUAAGAGCAGUGGGCGUUUACUUUAAUCUACAAUCAGCCACGCCCACUAAAAAAGAGCAUUUUGAAAAUGAGGCUCAAAAACAGACAAGUACUUCUGAAUAAAAAGUUUUUAUAUAUAAAUGUCAUUAAUGUAGAUAAGAAGAAAACAAUAAUUAGUUCAUGACGCCUUUUAUGCGGGAACUGCUAAUCAGACCAGUGGGCGUUUACGUUUAAUUUUAGAAUUGGCCACGCCCACUCAAACAGAGCGUUCUGAUGAGGCUCAAAAACAGCACAGAAAAUAGACAAAUAAAUCCAAGUAAAAUGUUUUUAAUGUAAAAUUCUUGAUGACAAAUGGAGCUCAGAGAAAUGUUGAAUUAAAAGCUGAGGUACUAUACGACACCUUUAAGUGUAAAGUGCCAAUCAGAACAAUGGGUGUUUACCUUAGUGUCUACAAUCAGCCAAACCCACUCAAACAGAGAAGUAAGAUAAUGAGCCUCAAAAACCGCACAGAAAAUCGAUAAAUACUACUAAAUAAACAGUUGUUUUGUUUUAUAUGUAAUGUUCUUGAUAACAUAAAUGAAGAUCAAGAGAAAUACAAAUAAAAUAAAAAAGUUUGAUCAUGACCCCUUUAAGUGGUAAAUUGGGCAUUUACUUUAGUCUACAAUUGGCCACACCCACUCAGCGUUAUGAUUAUGAGGCUUAAAAGCAGCCUAGCGAAAAGACAAAUACUUUAAAAUAAACCGUUUUUAAAAUAUAAAGUUACUGAUAACAUUAAUGAAGAUCAGAGAAAUAUAAACUUUACAAAAAAAAGCUGAGAUAGUGUAUGACUCCUUUAAGUAGUGGCUGGCAAUCAGAAUAGUGGGCGUUUACCUUGGUGUCUACAAUCAGCCACGCCCACUCAAACAGAGCGGUCUGACAAUGAGCCUCAAAAACAGCACAGAAAAUAGAUAAUAAUUGUAAAUAAACAGUUUUAAUGUAAAUUUAUUUGACAUAAAUGAUCAGAGAAAUACCAAAUUUAAAAAACAAACUCAGGUAGUAUAUGACCCCUUUAAGUGGUAAGUGCCAAUCAGAGCAGUAGGCGUUUACUUUUAUGACAAUUGGCCACACCCACUCAAACAGAGCGUUCAGAUGACAGUGCUUAAAAACAACACAGGAAAUGGACAAUUGCAUCUAAAUAAACAGGUUUUUUGUUAAUGUAAAGUUCUUGAUAGCAUUAAUGAAGAUCAGAGAAAUACCAAACAUAAAACCAAGCUGGUGCGCUUCAUGACCCCUUUAAAUCUGAGUGAUAUGUUGAUUAAUCUUCAGUUGGAGGUGUGUAGAUCUGCAUAAUACUCGCUCUCCCUUCUCCAUCUUGCUCUUCAUGUCUUUGUGAAACACUACAGCAGUAUUCAGGGACGCAGGAUUCUUUGCUCACUACCGCGAUUAUGCAAACCACAGCAUACAGCAUUUGCAACUGUAGCAUAUGAAGCGCUUUAUUUAUUUCAUGAAUAAUGUGACAAACUCUCAGUACUGUGAAAACAAACGCCGGUUAUUAUUAUGAUUAUUAUUAUCGCCCUGAAUGUGUUAGACAUUUCACAUCCAUCUGUAAAAACACACACACACACACACACACAUGUACAGGACAUCAAUAAUGUAAAUAUGAUUGUGGGUUUUAAAUGAUUAGACUAGCAUGACGUUGCUCUCUUCUUUUCAGUGUCACUAAUCAAAAACAACAGUACUUUAUAAAGAAAUUAUUCCAGACGAUUGUAUUGCUGGGUAUUUUGUACACCUUGUCUAUUGCAGACCCAGAAUCGCUGAUUGAUUAUGCAUGUGAUUGUGUGUGUUUUUUUUUCUAAAUAUAAAGACGCUUUUUUACACUC
Molecule: messenger RNA, 7249 nt
Organism: Danio rerio (zebrafish)
Lineage: Eukaryota; Metazoa; Chordata; Actinopteri; Cypriniformes; Danionidae
Source: RefSeq, a predicted model, not a curated record